CAGGAAGACAGAGUCAUAUUACGUAUCGAUUGACAAAAGGAAAAUGUAAAUCAACGUCUUACUAGGACACUUAAGGUUUGUUUAAAUGUGUUUGUGUAACCAUAACGUUUGGUUAUAACUUGAACUUUUUGUGUUAUUUCAGUUUAAGCUACUAUGUAUUAGAUAGUUGGAAUACCAAAGUAUGCAUUUUCUGAAAAUAAACAUGUAACUGGAUAUGAGAACAGGUCGGCUUUAUAAUACGUGUUUACAAGUCCCUCAGCAUAAUUACAGCUGUUACGAUGCAAUGUUGAAAAGUGAAGACAGGGGAAGAAAAUCAUGGCGCACGCGCUGAAAUGUGGUCCUUGCUUGUUCGAGGAAGUAACAGUUGAUCCAAAACAUUUUUGUGUGGACUGUCGUGAAUAUCUGUGCACGGCUUGUGCGCGAGAACAUCGAAGACACAAGGUAUCACGUGAGCAUAAACUACUCGGAGAGACUGAACUGCCACAAGACGUAACAUUAUUUGAAGAAAUGAAGAAAUUGUCGAAUUGCCCCAUACACCAAGACGUGGAACUUGACCAGUAUUGUAAAAGUCAUAAUGUUUCGAUAUGCCUGCACUGUCUGAAAAGCGACCACAGAUUGUGCGAAAAUCGGGUAGACCUUAUAAUCUUGCUUGAAGAUGAAUAUGCGUCUGAAAAUUUACGUGAACGAAUCAUUGUGCUCCAGAGAAAGUGCCAAGUACAAGUAACCGAAACGAUGAAUUUAUCAGAAGCUGCAAAUACCAAUGGCAAAGAAGUACAACAGCAUAUAAAUACUUUAGUUGAGACCUUGAGGAAGAACGUUGAAAAUCUAGAGAAGAAGUUAAACAAAGAACUCGAAAGUUCAAUAUUGCAUGUGACGGAGCCUUUUAGACGUUCUGAGCAAACACUGUCAAAAAUUGAAAAGAAAGCUUUGAGUUAUGAGAACCUGUUUGAUUUAGCGUCAAAGUUUGGUACCAUGAAACAAAACGCUGUCCUUCAUUUCUUGGCAUCAAAGUUGAUGAAAGAAUUGGAAGAAGAUGACUUAAUUAAGAAGAAUUCAACUGUGAAAAUAAAAUGUGUACAAACUGUAAGCACUGAAGAUAUUGUAAACACAAUGAACCAAUGCGAUGUGGUAUUAGCAAGUGCGUACGAACAAGGCUCCGAAUUGUUCAGCGAUGAAGCAUUAGAUGAAGGCUCAUUGUUAUUCCCAGCUACAAAAACACGAACUGUAGCAACACAAGUAGAACAACAGAUUGAUUCAAAUAAAAAUACAUCAAAAAAGUCUCUAUGUGAAAUGAAAAUAAUGUAUGACAGUAUAAAGUUAUUGCUUUGUGAAUGUAAACACAAUGGCGGGGUGCCUCCAGUUAUUGCUUUAGAUGUAUUAACGGACGGUAGAAUACUUCUACUACAUCAGAAGAUGAUAAAGGUAUAUUCACUGAAACUCAUUUUGUUAUCAUGCUUUAACCUAAACUCCUUAGCCAAAGACAUGUGUGUCGUGGAAGAAAAAAAGGACGGUGUGUUUACGGUUGCUUUUUGUUUUGGCGCUUGGGCAAAAAAAAUAAUGUUCUUAGAAUAUAAUGAUGGAUUUCGCGAGAAAUAUGUAAUUGAUUGCAAAGAAAAUCUUCAAAGCGUCACUAUGCUAGGUCAUCAUUUGUUAGUUGUUCAUACGAACGGAGUCCAGUUGCUUGACAUCUCGACAGGUCAUGUGUGCUAUGCUUUUGACGAAAAAAGGUGGGCACGCAACGGAUCAAAUAUUUCCGCGAAUAUAAACAGAAUCCGGGCGUGCAAAACAACCAAGAAAAUUGCGGUAGCCUGCCAAGAGACUCUAUUCCAAGUAAAGAUAGACGAUGGCGAAUGUCAAAAAGACACAGUGCAUGCAGUAUGUCCGUUUGUUUGGAAAUACAGAAAAACUCAUGACGCCCAACCGGAAAUUAAGGACAUCAGUGAUGUAAAAUGGGAUUCUCAAGGGAAUAUAUACGUUGCGAAUGGGAAUGGUGUGUAUCAAUUUUGCCUGAUAAACGGAGUUUUAAAAGAGAGAGCUCUGAUUACAAUGCGCGGAAACUGUUCAGCAAUAGCAAUAGAUGAACACAGAAAUAGGAUAGUGGUUGGAUAUUCGGAUUCAAAUCUAGUACAUGUGUACGAGUACAAAUAACCAGCUGCAAAAAUAACACGUGGUAAUUCUUUCGGCAGAUUUACCGCCAUAGAAUAUUCGUGAAUGGAAACAACACUGCGACGAAACAAACGCCAUUCACUUGGUAUAAGGUUCAGUUUGAACUUUAAAAAAGUGUUCGCGUUAAAAAAUAUCCAAAAUAAUGAACGUUUGGAGAGCUUUUUUUCGAGUAUUCUAUAUUUGGGAAUGUAUAAUUUGUGUAUCUUCUACAUUACAAAAGUAUCCGCAAAAUCUUUUCAGUUUUGGAUAAUUGAAUAUAUGACAUGAAUACCAUACCAUAUAUGAACCAUAUAUGUAUAUAGUGCAUUGGAAAGUUAUCCAUUCCGAAUAAUUUUUCAUACUCUUAAGACAUCUAUUAAUAUUGUCAUAACUGUAUCUGGUGCAUUCAAAUUCUAUCCCAUUCAUUUAAUGUGUAUCUAGUGCAUUCAGAUUCUAUCGAAUUCAUUAAAUGUGUAUCAAGUGCAUUCAAAUUCUAUCCCAUUCCUUAAAUGUGUAUCUAGUGCAUUCAAAUUCUAUCCCAUUCAUUAAAUGUGUAUCUAGUGCAUUCAAAUUCUAUCCCAUUCAUUAAAUGUAUAUCUAGUGCAUUCAAAUUCUAUCCCAUAAUAAAAUGUGUACUUUUGGAUAUUCCAGUAAAGUAUACGUAUUAUCAUAUUUGUCUCUAGUAUUUGUAAAUGUUAUAAAAUUCAAUUAACGUUUGAUAAUUUGGGUAAAGUAUUACACCAUUUUCAUGUUUAUAUCUGGUUCAUUAAAUUGUUAUCAGUUUACCAUAGUACGUGCAUAUACCAUUUCAUAUCAAUAUUUAGUGCAUUUAAUAAAUUGUGUUCCGAUUCAUUUCACGUUUUGAUAUUAAAUAUCGUAUAAACCAUUUAAUGUCAAGAUUUAGUGUAUUAAGUAGUUACUCGAUUCAUUUCAUUUUUGAUACGAUAGUCAAUAAAUAUAUAUAUACUUACAUGUAUUUACAUUCAUAAAACAGUGUCUUUACAUAUGAUACAUUGUUUAUUUCAUGCUCUGUGGUGAAUUGUAUGAGGAAUUAAUAGCGAAGGUCAAUUACAACCCGAUCAUUGUCUCUGCAGGUCUUUUGAAAUGAGAACGUUUUGUCAUUUAACUCUAUGUUUUUGGACUCCUUCAUGUAGUGUCGCUAGCUGUUAUAUUUUGUCUACUGCGUCGUUAUAUCGAUGUCGGCAUAACGUUUCUAUUUCACGGAAGAUACUUUCUAAGAUUCUUAAAGCUAUCAACAUCGCUUGCGCAAAUGUGCACAAGAACCGUUGCUUUUAUUUUGGAUUUAUUGCCCCUUUGUUAAUUUAAAUACUUGUACUUCUUGCGUUAUUGCCAUUUAUGAAUGUGUAUACUCUUUUGUUGUUUAGAACUUGAUUCUAACACUUUUUAGCGUUCAAGGUGUGUGACAUAAUCGCUAAUACUUCUCGGGCUUAAAGCGACACCUACAACUCGCGGAGUUCUAGUUUAAUACAUGUACGUGUUUUUGUUUUGAGGAGUAAGUGAAUAAACUUAUUGUCAUCGUAAAAAUCGGCCUGUCAAACAACACAACUACAAACAAUAAUUCAAGAAAAUAUAUAAUUGAGCAUCAACGAGAAAGACACUAUUUAAAAGCAUUUUCCCACGACAAUACUUAAUGAAAUGUAUGUGAUAAUUAAUUAUUUUGAAAAUGCAUGAAAAAAGCAGCAAUGUCAAGUCUGACUCGAGUGUAUUAAGUAAGUAACAUUAGAAACAUAUAGAAUAAUAAUUAAAUGUUUUUAAACAGAUGUUAUUAACCCUGAAGCUUGGUUUCUGUAAAUUUUUAAUAAAAACUUCUUUGUUAUAUAUGUAUGUUUUUAUAGCUUGUAAAAGACGCACAUUUGAGUACCAUACUGUUAGUAAACUAUGAAGUUAAAGUGGAUUUACCAUAAAAUUACAGUUAAGUUAAAGUGGACUGUUCAUUGCAAUGUCUGCGACUGUUGUGUCAAGUAGAUUUGUACAACUGGCAUGCCUAGAGGAAAUGUACGAUUUGUUGCCUAGUUGGAAUGUAAAACUAGUAUGCUUAGAAGGAAUGGCCUACUGAUACGAUCUUAUAGAAAGGCAUAUCGUACAGCACUAUACAACCGAUGAGAAAUAUACUAUUAAUAUUCCCGAUUGGAAUUCACGACUUGAAUGUCUAGUAAUAAUCUACAAUUUGUAUCCUUUUUAAAGACUUUUAACUACUAAUUUUGAGGCCGUACAAUAAAGUGACAAUCGAACUUGCAAAAACAUGAUGUUUGAAAAAAACAACAUUUUGGUGAUUUUAAGGUAUUGGAACUUUAAUACGACAUUUCAAAGUUUAUGAAACACGUUUUCGAACCAUUAAAGAUUCUCCGACAUUCCUAUUUAUGAAACCUUUAUCUUCUCCCCUUAUCACUGAAACAUUAAUUUCACAUUUUAUUCAGAUUUACAUAAAUAUCGAUCAAACAGUAAUUAUUUUGUAUAGAUUCAUACGUGCAUGAACUAUAUAUGUAUUUAUCGAAGUAAAUACUGAGUAACAAAUAGAAGAAAGAAAAUAUGAGCACACAAGCGUUGUUAUCGUCUCUCGGAAAACCAGAGAAAUACCAGUUUCUAGCAAUAAGCUUUGUCUAAAAGAAGUUUAAAAAAAACAUCAAAAGAAAAAAUACAACUUUUUUAUUAAGUGUCCUUGACCGAAAAAACUAAGCUUCAUCGCAAAUAUUUAAACUUUCAUUUUCAAAUGCAAAGUGCAACGACAUUAUAGUUUUAAACGAACGUUACAAAGCUAUGCUGCUAUCGAGAUAUUUUGAUGUUACAUAAACGUAUGAAACAUAUCUCAUUUCACAAACAUUUUCAUUAACUUGCUUACAACGAUGACUAAUAUGCAGUACAUCGCGAAAGAGUUCAUAUUGUUAACCUAAGGAAUGACGUUCCGAAUGAUCUAAUUUUCAGAUAGAAAAGUUCAAUUAUGCAAACAUAGGUUUUAAUAUUUGAAAAUGAUGGGAACUUCAUAUUAAACUCAUAGUAGAACAAGCAAUAUGGUUCGAUGGUAACUACACAUAUAAGAAAGGAAUUACUCAUGGUUUAAUGCCAAUAGUACAUGGUGCUCAUUUAAGCCCUGGUAGUUUGUUGUUAUAUUCUUGUAGGGAUGCCUCAAGGUUCCUUUUUGAGAGGGUAGAAAAUACUGCAAGUUAACUUGAGAACCAAUGUAGCGCCCAUAAGUCUCAAAACUGGCCACGCCCUAGGCAUCUCAUGAUAUAUAUUGACUAAACAGUAGAUAACUUUGAAAAUACUAUCUGGAAAAAGGCCACAGAGCUUAAAUAUUUUAUAUGGUACACCAGAUAGAUGUCGUGUACAAAGUUUGUUUUAAUAAAGCCAAUGUAGUCUAAACGGACCACGCUCACAUGAUUUAUACAUACGUAUACAGCAAAUAACUUAAAUAAAAAUUCUCCGAGACCGCGAGGGUCAAUGUGUUAUAUAUUAAGUGUGUAAAUCGUAAAUGGGUCUUAAUAAGUUUAAAUCACGGAUCGAUGUUUCAGUUUGUGUUAGUAUACAAUCAUAGAUGUGACCGUUUUUAGUAUUGUUUUCUAAUGAAAACCAUCUAUUCAUUUGUAUUUCUUAAAAUAUAUCCCAUGCAUUCUUAAAAGAACAACAAUAUGUGUCUUGAAAAUAAUAUAUAAUUUUGCCAGUUGCUAUGAUUUUGAAGAAUGAUCUUAAAAAUAAAUUUUACGUGUACUUACGAAUGAUUUGAUACUCAGUGAAUAUGGUGUGAUUACCAUUAGAAAUACUGGCAUGUUUUUGGUUAAAAGAUUCAAUAAAGAUCCAAUAAACCCUUAGAAUUGAA
This is a messenger RNA of Dreissena polymorpha, 5980 nucleotides long. RefSeq lists its product as uncharacterized. The record is from RefSeq and is a predicted model, not a curated record. Bases 316 to 2148 code for a protein of 610 amino acids. NCBI's taxonomy places the organism in Eukaryota, Metazoa, Mollusca, Bivalvia, Myida, Dreissenidae. Gene Ontology annotation, cellular component: nucleoplasm; chromatin. Gene Ontology annotation, molecular function: zinc ion binding; ubiquitin-protein transferase activity. The transcript is spliced from 2 exons. Gene Ontology annotation, biological process: positive regulation of DNA-templated transcription.